UGCACAUGAACACUUGCUACACCAACGAGAAAGACGUUUGUUUAUUUCCAUAUUGUAACGUGUCCUGUGUUUGAAGUUUGCGUGUGGACGUUGGGCGAGUUCGCAGCGGGGGAUAUGGGAGGGGUUGAAAGCGUGUAGGGAACUGUUCGCGGAAUGUCACUGGAGACGAGACGCACCUGGGGGAUUUACAGGAACAGAGCUGGACUGUCUAUGACACACUGGAAUAUGCGUCCUUGAAUAUUUGGGAAAAUGUAUACCACCGAACGCAGGCGCAUGAGCCUGCACGAGGUCAAGAGAAAGGAUCCUGUUUGGGUAUCAGCUGGAAGUUUAUGGCAGGACCCUUUGGCUAUUGAUCUCAGCACCUCGAAUAAGCACAUUAUUUCACCCCGGAGCCGGACUAGGGCUGUUGCUGUUGUAUACAUUGUCGUUGAGGAUGCAUCCCUGCCACAGACAGAAGAGAACCUGUCACUGAAGUCGGUGAAAGAAGCCUGCGCGGACACGCACGCGGUGUUCAAAACAAUUCCUUUCGAGAGGAUAUCGCUUGGGACGACUGACAUUCUUGAUAUAUUCUACAAUGCAGAUGUGGCAGUGGUGGAAAUUAGUGACACUUGCUGCCAGCAGUCACUCUUCUAUCACCUGGGCGUAAGAGAGAGCUUCAGCAUGACCAAUAACAUCAUCCUGUAUUGUUACAAGCAGGACAGUGACCUGCAAGCACUCAAGGACCAGUGUGGGAGCUACACGUUCAUCCCGUAUGUAGUGUUGCCACAGGGCAAGGUGUUUGCCUGCGACGCGACCCUCGUAAACGGCAUCAAAGAUCUGAUGCAGCCAAGUUUCCAACUGGAACCCCUCCUUACCCCACUAGUAGAGAGGCUCAUCCAACUGCUGGACAAUGUGCACGUUCAUGCCAGUGAGUACUUCCGGGAGUCCAUCCGGCACGAGAUCCGCACGGCUCGGGAGCGCUUCAGUGGCCAGGACUUGAGUCUGGAGCUGGGUCGCAUCCAGAAGCGCCUUGACACGGUGGAGCUGCUCAGCCCAGACAUCAUCAUGAACCUACUGCUGUCGUACCGGGAUGUCCAGGACUACGAUGCCAUUAUCAAACUGGUAGAGAGCCUGAACAACUUGCCCACGUGCUUGGUGGCUUCCCAGCAGAAUAUCAAUUUUCACUACAUAUUUGCUUUAAACAGGAGGAAUCGUCCAGGUGACCGUGCCAAGGCCCUGGAGGUGAUUCUGCCCAUCGUGGAGUCAGGUGACCGGGUGGCGUCGGACGUGCACUGCCUCUGUGGCCGUAUCUACAAAGACAUGUUCAUGAGCUCAGGCUUUAAAGACCAUCGCAGUCGAGACCAGGCCUGCUACUGGUACGGCAAAGCCUUCGAGACAGAGCAAACCCUUCAUUCCGGCAUCAACAACGUUGUCCUCUUGAUGGCUGCCGGCCACGAAUUUGACACCUCCAUCGAGCUGCGCAAGAUAGGCGUGACCCUGAGCAGCCUGCUGGGGAGGAAGGGCAGCUUGGAGAAGAUGCAGGACUACUGGGACGUAGGCUUCUACCUGGGAGCCAGCAUCCUGGCCAACGAACACAGGAAGGUCAUCGAGGCUUCAGAGAAACUCUACCGGCUCAAUGCACCCAUGUGGUAUGUGGGCUCGAUCAUGGAGACGUUCAUCUUGUACCAUCAGUUCACCAAGCCCCCGGAGGUGAAACCGUCUAAACAGGAGACUGUGGACUUCUGGAUGGAGCUGUUGCUGCAAGCCUGCAAGCCCACUGUUUCCACUGACCGCUGCCCAGUUCUGAUCUUGGAGCAGACCAAAGUGCUCCAGCCCACUAUAGUGUGUGUGAGUGAGGAGGAUGACAGCUGCACGGUUCGGCUCAACCACAUCACACCCCUGAAGAAAGGCCAGAAAGCCCAGUGGACUUUCCCAGCCGCGCAAAUCCGGGGAGUGAGUGUUUCCAAGUUUGACGAGCGUAGCUGCUUCCUGUAUGUCCUGGAGAACUCGGAUGACUUCCAACUCUGCUUUCCCAGCGAGCUGCACUGUAAGGGGUUCUGUGAGAUGGUCAAUUCUCUUCUAACCCAGGCAGAAGCCCCAGUGGAGUACUCCAGCGAGCUCACUGGAGGAUUACUGGAGUUUAUCUAUGAGACCAGCGAAAACAGAGACAAGGUGGUUCUGGGUAAAGGAACAUAUGGCGUGGUGUAUGCUGGGAGGGACCUGAGCAACCAAGUCCGCAUCGCCAUCAAGGAGAUCCCAGAGAAAGACAGCACUUACUCCCAGCCUCUGCAUGAGGAGAUGGCUCUGCACAAGAGGCUGAAGCACAGGAACAUCGUUCAGUACCUGGGCUCUAUGAGUCAGGACGGCUUCAUCAAGAUCUUUAUGGAGGAGGUUCCUGGAGGAAGCUUGUCGUCUCUCCUGCGUUCCAAAUGGGGACCCCUGAAAGACAACGAGGCCACCGUCAUUUUCUACACCAGGCAGAUCCUGGAAGGGCUUAAGUAUCUCCAUGACAACCAGAUAGUCCACAGAGACAUCAAGGGUGACAACGUGUUGAUUAACACCUACAGUGGUGUUCUCAAGAUCUCUGACUUUGGCACCUCGAAACGACUGGCGGGAAUCAACCCCUGCACAGAGACCUUUACAGGGACCCUGCAGUACAUGGCUCCAGAGAUCAUCGACCAGGGCCCGCGGGGUUAUGGGAAGCCUGCAGACAUCUGGUCCUUGGGCUGUACCAUCAUAGAGAUGGCCACGGGGAAACCACCCUUCCACGAGCUGGGCAGCCCACAGGCAGCCAUGUUCAAGGUUGGUAUGUUCAAGAUCCACCCGGAGGUGCCGGAGUGUAUGUCAGGUGAGGCCAAAGUCUGCAUCAUGAGCUGCUUCACACCGGACCCAGACAACAGGGCCACGGCCUCUGAGCUGCUCAAGGACUCCUUCCUCAAGACCACCUCCCGGCGGAAGGCCAAGCCAGAGCCUGAGACACUGCCUACGGAUGCUGGUGACAACUACCAGCGCAGUAUGUCUGUCCCAGUAUCUAUACCUGUGACAGAUACAGACACGAUGGACCUGUCGUGCUCCUGGGACCUCCGGAGGACCAUCUCCCCCCUCAGAGGAAAGGACAUUAAAAAGAGCCCACCCAGCACCAGAGGCUUCCUGCCGGUGUCAGAGGAGCCCAGUGCUGUGGACACGACGGCGAGUCCAGCCACGUCAGGGGAGAACCUGGGCCUGUUCCUAUUGAGGAAGGACAGCGAGAGGAGGGCCACACUGCACAGGAUCCUCACUGAGUACAUCACCGACGUGGUGCACAACAUCCAGAACACACUACCUCAGCAAACAGACGUUGGGUCUGUGACCUCAGAGCACAUCUCUGAGCUGAUUGGCUGCCUGCGGGAGAACAUCCGCUCUCCAGACAGAAGGCACCUGACCAGCAGAUUGGUGAAGUUGCGCUCCACAUUGCUUGCUACCGCAGUACCCCUCAAAAACCUGCGAGCUGUGCUCUUCAGCUUCCAGGAUGCGGUGAAAAAGGUGUUGAGGCAGCAGCAGGUGAAACCUCACUGGAUGUUUGCUCUGGAUAACCUGCUGAGGCAGGCCGUGCAGGACGCCAUCACUGUACUAUUACCAGAGCUCAAGCUCCAGCUGCAGUCUUCCUUUGAGAAGGAGGAGAGUAGCCCAGAGGGAGGGCAGCGGCCCAGUGAGCUAGUAAAACUUUUGCCUGCAGUUUUCUCAGAUGACCAGGUGGCCGCGCCAGCCGACACCGAGACCAUAGAGGAGGUUUCAGAAAGCCCCUGCUUACCCAAUGGCCUCCAGUACAACACUAACUGUCCCCUCAGUCAGGAACUGACAGAUCUACGGCUAGAGACUCGCAGACUGCUGACUCAGCUGAGUGAGAAAGAGCGGGAAUACCAGGAGCUACUGAGGAACUCUGUCCAGAGGAGACAGGAUCAGAUCGACACUACCAGGAACACAUCAGAACCCACAGAUACAGAGUUGUCCCUGCAGAUAAGUUUGAACCCAGAAGUCAAGUCCUUGGUUUGCUGGCUGAAGGCUAUCCCAGUAGAUCAGGACACCAUAAACAAGUUACUCUCUCACGAGUUCACCUUGGACUGUCUCCUCACCAUGGCCUGCAGGGAUGACUUGAUGUACUGUGCCAUAAGAGGAGGGAUGCUGUGUCGUGUCUGGGCGGCCAUCACAACACAGAGGAAGUCACAGCUCAAAUCUCAGCUCAGCACACACUCUGAAGAGGACGAGGACACCAUUCUCUGAUGGGUCAUUACGUGUUCCACUAAUAGGCUGGUCCUAUAAACACAACAUGGUACAAAUUUACUGAGUCUGUGAAUUUGUCUCAUAGUUAAGAUGCAGGAAUUAGCGUGUGUGUCAGUGUGCGUGCGCAUGUACGGUUUUCUGAGAACAAGAUAAUCAUGUCAUAAAAAUUGGGACCUACCUUAGCAUUUUCAAAGAUGUUAUAUUGAAACUGAAAUGGUUACAGAAAGAUGGAUGAACAGUCAAGGAUAUGUUUUUCUGUCAUUUCUUAUUGUGAAUAACUGUACUUGUAAAACGGGUUCGGAGAAAUCUGCAAUCUGAUUGGCUGAAAUGGGGUUCUAAACCAUUGACAAUUCCCUGAUAUUCGGAGGAUUGAGGGGGGAUAUUUAGGGCCAACAGCUGUCAUAUUUUUACCUCAAUAGACACUCCGUGCCUCCAGGAUACUUCACAUUUAUUUGUUAUUUUGGUGUGUAGUAUAAAACAAAAUAUACCUCUUUAAUGUACACCAUUUCUGAGCUCUUCGCAGGGCCCAGGACUUGAAGAAAAGUUAUGUUAUUGAUGGUAAAUAUACACUUUUGUGAGAAUGUGUUCUGGUUAUUGGUCAUUUAAAUAAGUGGAAAUAGUGGUGUCUGUAAUAGGUGUAUACCACAUACUGGUGGUGUCUGUAAUAGGUGUAUACCACAUACUGGUGGUGUCUGUAAUAGGUGUAUACCACAUACUGGUGGUGUCUGUAAUAGGUGUAUACCACAUACUGGCGGUGUCUGUAAUAGGUGUAUACCACAUACUGGUGGUGUCUGUAAUAGGUGUAUACCACAUACUGGCGGUGUCUGUAAUAGGUGUAUACCACAUACUGGUGGUGUCUGUAAUAGGUGUAUACCACAUACUGGCGGUGUCUGUAAUAGGUGUAUACCACAUACUGGCGGUGUCUGUAAUAGGUGUAUACCACAUACUGGUGGUGUCUGUAAUAGGUGUAUACCACAUACUGGCGGUGUCUGUAAUAGGUGUAUACCACAUACUGGCGGUGUCUGUAAUAGGUGUAUACCACAUACUGGUGGUGUCUGUAAUAGGUGUAUACCACAUACUGGCGGUGUCUGUAAUAGGUGUAUACCACAUACUGGCGGUGUCUGUAAUAGGUGUAUACCACAUACUGGCGGUGUCUGUAAUAGGUGUAUACCACAUACUGGCGGUGUCUGUAAUAGGUGUAUACCACAUACUGGCGGUGUCUGUAAUAGGUGUAUACCACAUACUGGCGGUGUCUGUAAUAGGUGUAUACCACAUACUGGCGGUGUCUGUAAUAGGUGUAUACCACAUACUGGCGGUGUCUGUAAUAGGUGUAUACCACAUACUGGCGGUGUCUGUAAUAGGUGUAUACCACAUACUGGCGGUGUCUGUAAUAGGUGUAUACCACAUACUGGCGGUGUCUGUAAUAGGUGUAUACCACAUACUGGCGGUGUCUGUAAUAGGUGUAUACCACAUACUGGCGGUGUCUGUAAUAGGUGUAUACCACAUACUGGCGGUGUCUGUAAUAGGUGUAUACCACAUACUGGUGGUGUCUGUAAUAGGUGUAUACCACAUACUGGUGGUGUCUGUAAUAGGUGUAUACCACAUACUGGCGGUGUCUGUAAUAGGUGUAUACCACAUACUGGCGGUGUCUGUAAUAGGUGUAUACCACAUACUGGCGGUGUCUGUAAUAGGUGUAUACCACAUACUGGCGGUGUCUGUAAUAGGUGUAUACCACAUACUGGCGGUGUCUGUAAUAGGUGUAUACCACAUACUGGUGGUGUCUGUAAUAGGUGUAUACCACAUACUGGCGGUGUCUGUAAUAGGUGUAUACCACAUACUGGCGGUGUCUGUAAUAGGUGUAUACCACAUACUGGCGGUGUCUGUAAUAGGUGUAUACCACAUACUGGUGGUGUCUGUAAUAGGUGUAUACCACAUACUGGUGGUGUCUGUAAUAGGUGUAUACCACAUACUGGUGGUGUCUGUAAUAGGUGUAUACCACAUACUGGCGGUGUCUGUAAUAGGUGUAUACCACAUACUGGCGGUGUCUGUAAUAGGUGUAUAUGGGUCUUUCGAUAAAGAAAGGGGCCAAUGUUCAUGUUAAAAAUGUCAUAUGUUUAAAUAUGAUUUUUCUCUGUUUCACAUUUGUAGUUACAGGAAUAAAAGUCUUGGUAGUCAUAAUUACUAACGCCACCUAGCAACAACAAAACAUCUACAUGUCAUUCAAAAUGUCACAUGAAACAUGGACACUGCAUGUUUCUUUGUCAUGCCUAGUAGCCAGGUCUGUUUGUGCUUUAGUCAACUUCUCUAUAAUGUAUAGCCCUGCUUAAAAUUCCUGAUUUCGUGGUAUCCAAUUGUCUUAUCACUGCAACUCCCGUAUAGACUCGGAAGAGUAUAUAUAUAUGCUAAAUGGCAUAUAUAUAUAUAUAUAUAUAUAAGAGGCUAAGGUCGAGAGCCGUGCGUCCUCCGAAACAAAACCCAACCAAGCCGCACUGCUUCUUGACACAAUGCCCGCUUAACCCGGAAGCCAGCCGCACCAACGUUUCGGAGGAAACACCGUACACCUGGUGACCUUGUCAGCGUGCACUGCGCCCGGCCCUCCACAGGAGUCGCUAGUGUGCGAUGGGACAAGGACAUCCCUUCCGGCCAAACCCUCCUCUCACCCGGACGACACUGGGCCAAUUGUGCGCCGCCCCAUUGGUCUCCCGGUCGCGGCCGGCUGCAACAGAGCCUGGACUAGAACCUAGAAUCUCUAGCGACACAGCUAUUACUGCGAUGCAGUGCCUUAGACCACUGCACCACUCGGGAGGCCCAAAAGUCAUUUGAAAUGUUUUUUUAUUAUUUUUAUUUUAAAACGAAACAAUUGACCGUUUUCACAUUCCCGAUUGCUCCAUUUUAACUCUGGAAAACAAACGAUCAAAACGUACGCGGACUGUAUUCUUAUCUCAGGAAUCCUGACUUAAUGUUGUCCACGGAGUAGGCUAAUUAUCUUGACUGCCGUAACAACAUGGACACAGACAUGUUCUGUCACUCCUCGAGAUCAACAGUAAUUCCUGCACUUUGGCUGUUGUUCAAUCACAUGCGAUAUAACAGGAGCUCUUUAUCGCUUGACUGUCGUUCAACAAAACACAUCCUGAAUCGGAUGAUGUAGCGCGAUAAUGUCCCCCUCAUACUAAACAGCUAGACAUCAAAUGCGCAACAAACGACUAUUAUGCAUACAGUGGGAAGACAAAGUAUGUGAACCCUUUGGAAUGAUCUGGAUUUAGAUCUGAGCUUCAUCUAGGUCACAACAGACAAUCACAAGCUGCUUAAACUAAUAACACACAAAUUAUUAUACUUUUCUUCUCUAUAUUGAAAGCAUCAUUUAAACAUUCACAGUGUAGGUUGGGGAAAAAUAAUGACUUCUCCAAAAGCUAAUUGGAGUCAGGUGUCAGCUAACCUGGAGUAUAAUCAUUGAGACAAGAUUGGAGAUGUUGGUUAGAGUUCCCUGCCCUGUUAAAAAAACACUCACAAAAUUUGAGUUUGCUAUUCACAAGAAGCAUUGCCUGAUGUGAACCAUGCCUCAAACAAGAGAUCUCAGAAGACCCAAGAUUAAGAAUUGUUGACUUACUUUUGUAACCCUUUCCAGCUUUAUGUAUCUCUAAAAGCCAUGAUGUUCAUCAGUCCACGGUAAGACAAAUUGUCUAUAAAUGUAGAAAGUUCAGCACUGUUGCUACUCUCCGUAGGAGUGGCCGUCCUGCAAAGAUGACUGCAAGAGCACAGUGCAGAAUGCUCAAUGAGGUUAAGAAGAAUCCUAGUAUCAGCUAAAGACUUACAUAAAUCUCUGUUGAUGAGUCUACAAUAAGUAAGACCCUAAACAAGAAUGGUGUUCAUAGGAGGACACCACGGAAGAAGCCACUGCUGUCUAAAAAAAAUCAUUUCUGCACAUCUGAAGUUCGCAAAAGAGCAUCUGGAUGUUCCACAGUGCUACUGGCAAACUAUUCUGUGGACAGAUGAAACUAAAGUUGUGUUGUUUGAAAGGAACACACAACCCUAUGUGUGGAGAAAAAAAGGCACAACACACCAACAUCAAAACCUCAUCUCAACUGUAAAGUAUGGUGGAGGGAGCAUCAUGGUUUGGGGCUGCUUUGAUCCCUCAGAUCCUGGACAGCUUGCUAUCAUCGCCGGAAAAAUUAAUUCCCAAGUUUAUUAACACAUUUUGCAGGAGAAUGUAAGGCUAUCUGUCCGCCAAUUGAAGCUCAACAGAAGUUGGGUGAUGCAGCAGGACCCAAAACACAGAAGGAAAUCAACAACAGAAUGGCUUCAAAAUAAGAAAAUACACCUUCUGGAGUGGCCCAGUUAGAGUCCUGACCUCAGCCCGAUUGAGAUGCUGUGGCAUGACCUCGAGAGUAGUUCACACCAGACAUCCCCAAGAAUAUUGCUGAACUGAAACAGUUUUGUAAAGAGGAAUGUUCUAAAAUUCCCUCCUGACCAUGUGCAGGUCUGAUCCGCAACUACAGGGAAGCGUUUGGUUGAGGUUAUUGCUGCUGCGGAGGAGGAUCAACCAGUUACUAAAUCCAAGGGUUCACAUACUUUUCCCGCCCCGUACUGUGAAUGUUUGCGCGGUGUGUUCAAUAAAGACACGGGAACGUACAAUUGUGUUGUUAGUUUAAGCAGACUGUUUGUCUAUUGUUGUGACCUAGAUGAAGAUCAGAUCAAAUUGUAUGACCAAUUUAUGCAGAAGUCCAGGUCUUGCAAAGGGUUCACAUUUCUUUUUUGUGCCUCUGUAAUUAUGUUAAAGUUACUCUUUCUGUUAAAUGCAUUUGAUUUCGCAAUCGCAUGCAUUAUUUUCGACGUGUGUGUGUGUGUGUGUGUGUGUGUGUGUGUGUGUGUGUGUGUGUGCCCAUCAAAGCUGUUUUCACACUAACACAGGGAGGUACAACAUGUUACGAGGUUACAGUGCACUUCUGAGAUCCCCCCAUACAAAAAAAAGUGUCCGACAGCAAUGUCCAGGAGUUUUACAGACUCAAGUUCAAUGUGUAAUUAAUUUGUUAAACGCUUAGUAUAUCAUAUAACAACAAACAGUAUUAUAAAUGUAAGGAAAGAAAGCUUGUUUUAUCACAAUUUUUUUUUUUUAAUCUAUGAACAAUUCCAAAUAUGACAAAAGGUUUAAACAGGUUUUGAUUCUACUCAUGAAUUAUACUGAACAGUUCAUGUAAGGGAUUCUGUCCAUUUUAAAUCAAUGAAUUAGGCCCUAAUCUAUGGAUUUCACAUGACUGGGAAUACAGAUACCUUGUGUAUCUGUUGGUCACAGAUACUUUUUAAAAAAGGUAGGGGUGUGGAUCAGAAAACCAGUCAGUAUUUGGUGUGACCAUCAUUUGACUCAUGCAGCGAGACACAUCUCUUUUGCAUAGAGUUGAUCAGACUGUUGAUUGUGGCCUGUGGAAAGUUGUUCCACUCUUCAAUGGCUGUGUGAAGUUGCUAGAUAUUGGUGGGAACUGGGACAUGCUGUCGUAAACAUCAACCCCCGAGCAUCCCAAACUUGCUCAAUGGGUGAGUAUGCAGGCCAUAGAAGAACAAAGACAUUUUCAGCUUCCAGUAAUUGUGUAUCCUUAUCCACACGGGGCGGGGCAUUAUUAUGCUGAAACAUGGUGAUGGCGGCAGAUGAAUGGUACGACAUUGGGCCUCAGGAUCUCAUCACGGUAUCUCUGAGCAUUCAAAUUGCCAUCGAUAAAAUGUCAGUAGCUUAUGUCUGCCCGUACCAUAACCCCACUGCCAUCAUGUGGCACUCUGUUCACGAUGUUUACAUCAGCAAACCACUUGCCCACACGCUACACACGCUGUCUGCCAUCAAACCGGGAUUCAUCCGUGAAGAGUACACUUCUCCAGCGUGCCAAUUGCCAUCGAAGGUGAGCAUUUGCCAACUGAAGUCGGUUACGACACCAAACAGCAGUCAGGUCAAGACCCUGGUGAAGACGACGAGCAUGCAGAUGAGCUUCCCUGAGACGGUUUCUUCGGUUGUGCAAACCCACAGUCUUCGUCAUGGGGCCAACACUACAUGUGUUUUAUAUAUUUGUUCAGUAUAGAUUGAUAGGUAGCUCCCGUGAUGUGAUCACUUCCAUAUUCUAUGACGUGGCUCAUGUGUUACCAUGGUUCCAUCACAUAAUGCCAUGACAGUUAAUACUGUCGGUACCGUUGGCACCAGGCAGGAUGGGUCCAUGGACUCCGGACGACCCCAGGAGCCCGGAUGUUUCUGAGAUACUGGAACCGGCUCACCUGGCACCGGGGGUCAUACCAUGCUCAGUCUCUUAGGUCACUAGUUUUGCCCAUUUCUAACGUUCAAACGAACAGUAAGUGAAUGCCUCAAUGCCCGUCUGCCUGCUUUAUAUAGCAAGCCAUGGCCACGUUACUCACUGUCUGUAGGAGCAAACUAUUUUUGUGAACGGGGUGGUGUACCUAAUCAACUAUCCACUGAUUUUAAGUUCCCUGUUUUAUAUCUUAAUGUAUUCACGUGAAGAAAAAGCUGAGUAUUAUUCAUGACUGUGUAACAUCUCCAAACAGUCACUGAUACCCUAGUUUAUAGAAAGACCCAAAUGCUGUCAUAAGCUGAAAGAUCAAUAGAAGGAAAGAGGAUCACAUUUGUGUACAUGUGAGUGUACACACGCCCCUGCUCACUCAAUCUCAUACACACACACACACACAGUCUGGUGGAAGAGGUGAAUCAGUGGUGCCCACACUGUAAAAUUCCACACAUGCUUCCCCAUCUGUUAUUAUACUGUUGACAUCACCUUGGAGACAAGUGUUUGGGCCUUCCUGUUAUCCCAGGCCAUAUGGCUACCCACUGUGUGUGUGUGUGUGUUUCAUCCAUUUAGUUGUGUAAUUAUUCCCCAGUAUUCUCAAUGGUCCUAUAUGCAAUUGGUGAGAUGGGACAAUGAAGUCAAUUAUUUUCAUAACUGCAAUAAGUGAUGGAUAUAUUAGAGGGCUUAGUGAAGUGUAAGUCUACUCAAACACUGAGUCAUAAGGGAUAUUCAAAUCAUUUAGGGAUUGGGCUUGGUUCACUUUAAUGUAUGAAUAAUACCCACAAAGGCAUAUCAGUAUUGUCUGUUUUUUAUUUAGAUAAAUGUUUAUUUCCUCUCCUUUC
Molecule: messenger RNA, 11356 nt
Organism: Oncorhynchus keta (chum salmon)
Lineage: Eukaryota; Metazoa; Chordata; Actinopteri; Salmoniformes; Salmonidae
Product: mitogen-activated protein kinase kinase kinase 5-like
Exons: 35
Coding region: 250-4239 (1329 amino acids)
Biological process (GO): protein phosphorylation; MAPK cascade; cellular response to stress
Molecular function (GO): MAP kinase kinase kinase activity; ATP binding
Source: RefSeq, a predicted model, not a curated record